This is a messenger RNA of Gavialis gangeticus (Gharial), 5928 nucleotides long. It is a transcript of the gene BICD1, whose product is annotated as BICD cargo adaptor 1. The transcript has 9 exons. The record is from RefSeq and is a predicted model, not a curated record. Gene Ontology annotation, molecular function: dynein complex binding; dynactin binding; cytoskeletal adaptor activity. Bases 214 to 3330 code for a protein of 1038 amino acids. Gene Ontology annotation, biological process: positive regulation of receptor-mediated endocytosis; regulation of microtubule cytoskeleton organization; protein localization to organelle. NCBI's taxonomy places the organism in Eukaryota, Metazoa, Chordata, Crocodylia, Gavialidae. Gene Ontology annotation, cellular component: Golgi apparatus; cytosol.
CUCCCUCCCUCCCUGCGAUGCUGGGCGGCUGGUGAGCGCCAAGGAGAAGGCGAGGAGCGGGCAGAGGACAAAUGCUGCAGCCGCCUGGGCUCUGAUUCCUGCCCCUUCUCCUCCAUGUCGCAUCUCCCUCCCGUCCCCCGGGGCGUGUAGCUGCUGCUGCCGCCCGGAGCCCCGCAUCCAGCCAGCCCUGCUCCCCGGCCCCCCGCCAGGGCUAUGGCCGCAGAAGGGGUGCUGCACAGCGUGGAUCACUAUAAGAGCGAGAUCGAGAGGCUGACCAAGGAGCUCACGGAAACCACCCACGAGAAGAUCCAGGCCGCCGAAUACGGGUUGGUGGUGCUGGAAGAGAAACUCACCCUGAAGCAGCAGUAUGACGAGCUGGAGGCGGAAUAUGAUGGCCUCAAGCAGGAGCUGGAGCAGCUGAAAGAGGCAUUUGGACAAUCAUUCUCAAUCCACCGCAAAGUGGCCGAAGAUGGUGAAACACGUGAAGAGACUCUCUUGCAGGAAUCUGCAUCUAAGGAAGCUUAUUACCUAGGGAAGAUCUUGGAGAUGCAGAAUGAGUUAAAACAGAGCAGAGCUGUGGUUACCAAUGUUCAGGCAGAGAAUGAGAGGCUUACGGCUAUUGUCCAGGACCUGAAAGAGAAUAAUGAAAUGGUGGAGCUGCAGAGAAUACGGAUGAAAGAUGAAAUCCGAGAAUAUAAGUUUCGAGAGUCAAGACUUCUUCAAGAUUACACAGAGCUUGAAGAAGAAAAUAUCACUUUGCAAAAACUGGUGUCCACACUGAAACAGAAUCAGGUUGAAUAUGAAGGCUUAAAGCAUGAGAUUAAACGAUUUGAGGAGGAGACAGUAUUGCUAAAUAGCCAGCUCGAAGAUGCCAUCAGAUUGAAGGAGAUUGCUGAACAUCAGUUGGAGGAAGCCCUGGAGACUUUAAAAAAUGAGAGGGAGCAAAAGAACAAUCUGAGAAAGGAACUGUCCCAGUAUAUCAACAUAAAUGAUAGUGUGUACAAUAAUCACAUUAAUAUAUCAGUAGAUGGAUUAAAGUUUGGAGAGGAUGGAAGUGAACCUAAUAAUGAUGACAAAAUGAAUGGGCACAUUCAUGGGCCUCUUGUGAAGCUAAAUGGAGAUUACCGGACUCCUGCAGUUAGGAAAGGCGAAUCUCUGCACCCAGUCUCUGACCUCUUCAGUGAGCUCAACAUAUCAGAAAUACAGAAACUGAAGCAGCAACUCAUGCAGGUGGAGAGAGAAAAAGCUAUUCUCUUGGCCAACCUUCAGGAAUCCCAGACACAGCUGGAACACACAAAAGGAGCACUGACAGAGCAACAUGAGCGAGUCCACAAACUCACGGAGCAUGUCAAUGCCAUGAGAGGGCUGCAGAGCAACAAAGAACUGAAGGCAGAGCUAGAUUUUGAGAAGGGCCGGGACUCUGGGGAGGAAACACAUGACUACGAAGUAGACAUCAACGGCUUAGAGAUUCUCGAGUGUAAAUACAAGGUUGCCGUGACAGAGGUGAUUGACCUUAAAGCUGAAAUCAAAGCCUUAAAGGAGAAGUACAAUAAGUAUGUAGAAAACUACACUGAAGAAAAGACAAAGUAUGAGAGCAGAAUCCAGAUGUAUGAUGAGCAGGUGACAAACCUCGAGAAAUCAACUAAGGAAAGCCACGAGAAAAUGGUUCACAUGGAAAAAGAGUUGCAAAGGAUGACAAGCAUAGCAAAUGAAAACCAUAAUACCCUCAACACCGCCCAGGAUGAGUUGGUAACCUUUAGUGAGGAGUUGGCUCAGCUCUAUCAUCAUGUUUGUCUGUGUAACAAUGAAACGCCAAACAGGGUCAUGCUGGACUAUUACAGGCAAAGUAGAGUUACCCGUAGUGGGAGUCUGAAGGGACCUGAUGAUCCCAGGGGGCUUCUCUCUCCUCGGCUCGCCAGAAGAGGGGUGGCAUCCCCAGUAGAAGCCAGGACCCCAACUGAGCAGGUUUCAAAAGAGAGCACAGAAGUCGGUAAAGAACAAAGCCCAACAAAGACACCUACCAUUUCUCCUAUCAUCACGGCCCCUCCUUCAUCUCCAGUCUCUGAUACCAGUGACAUUCGCAAAGAGCCAAUGAAUAUCUACAACCUAAAUGCCAUAAUAAGGGACCAAAUCAAGCACUUGCAGAAGGCUGUUGAUCGGUCAGUGCAGCUGUCUCGCCAGCGCGCAGCAGCACGUGAGCUGGCACCCAUGAUUGAUAAGGACAAGGAAGCCUUAAUGGAAGAGAUCCUGAAACUGAAGUCACUGUUGAGUACCAAAAGGGAGCAGAUAGCAACCCUGAGGGCAGUGCUGAAAGCCAACAAGCAGACCGCUGAAGUGGCAUUAGCCAAUUUGAAGAACAAAUAUGAGAAUGAAAAAGCAAUGGUGACUGAAACAAUGACCAAACUUCGAAACGAGUUAAAGGCUUUGAAAGAAGAUGCAGCAACCUUCUCAUCCUUGAGAGCAAUGUUUGCCACCAGAUGUGAUGAGUAUGUCACACAGUUGGAUGAGAUGCAAAGGCAGCUGGCAGCUGCUGAGGAUGAGAAGAAGACCCUAAAUUCUCUGUUGCGGAUGGCUAUCCAGCAAAAACUCGCCCUAACCCAGAGACUGGAGGAUUUAGAGUUCGAUCAUGAGCAGUCCCGACGCAGCAAAGGCAAGCUUGGAAAGAGCAAGAUCGGCAGCCCUAAAGUAAGUGAGGAGGCAUCAGCCACCGUGCCAACCAUAGACACUUUCCUCCUGCAUAGUCAGGGCCCACAGCAACCAAACUUACUGGUCAGCAGUGGCACUCAGAGGAAAAGACUAUUCUCACCUUCCCUUUGUGAUCAGAGUCAUCCCAGGACUUCAGGGACCUACCUACAGCAUUUAUUAAGAGUCCCCCCUCAUCCCGCCUCCACAGAAUCAUUUCUUCUGAGGGGCCCCCCUUCCAUGAGUGAAUUCAUCCAUGGGCACCGUCUCAGCAAGGAAAAAAGGUUAACCGUGGCCAUACCAGUCCUAAUGCUCUUCCGGAAGAGCAGCCACAUUCCAGCUCUCAGUGUGCCCCUCUCAACUGUCUCUCUAAGCCUCCUCCUUAUCCCUAAUCUUCAUAUGCAACGUAAGAAUAAAAAAACCAAACAGAAUGGAAUUCAUGCAACAAUGAUACAGGUUGCUCCCAAACGGGUCUGGCAGACAAUCCUGCCUUGUUGCUGCAUUGACAAGUCUGGAUUCAUAUCCGCAGUUUUGGCAACUGAGGGAAGGUUGAGAAGAAGAACACAAAGCACAGAGCCCAGCCUGUCAAGAAGACUUUUUAUGGUUCCUCUGAUUGUAUUCAAACUUUGCUAUUUGACUGAAGUUUAGCAAAAUGUAACAUCUUGAGAAAAUGUUCCUCCCAGCUGCUUGGCUUUACCCUCUGGAAUCCUGAGAGACAUAAGCCAAUAUUAAAAAAAAAAUUAAUGUUACAAAAUCCUAUCUAUACAUCCCCCAAGUUCAGCCAUAGGAACCAGUUUAGAUUUUCUUUUCUGUUCUUAAGAGUAUGUUAUUUAUUUUUCACUUUAUUUGCACCAUAAUUCUGUGUUUAUAAAAUGCAGUCCUUUUUGUGAGAGUUGUAUUUAAUUCCUUUUAUUUUUUUUUUAAAUGAGCAGUAAUAGCUUAACUUAAGAAUGGCUGAGUUAAUAUUAUGAACAAUUGAGGUUUCUGAUCUUGACCAGAGAGUCUGGCCUUUUUUAUUGCACAAAAAUGUUGAUGAUGGGGUGAAUUGGAAUGUUAACAAGAACUUUGUAUUUUGCUGCUGCACUGAUAUAGUUUAUGUACUUGUCUUCUAAUUUCUAUCACAAUUGCUGCUGGUUUUGUUCUCGUUCUUCCCUGGAAGCUAAUUAUUAAACCUAAGGAGGCAUUUAUUUUUAUUCACCUGCACGCUUGCAUCGUAAGUAUAUUUUUGCAUUUCAAGCAAGUAGAUGAAUUGGUGCUGUUUUUCUUUUUGGGUGGGGGGGUUCUAUUCGGUACUUGAGAAAGAUAAGGUGAAAGAACUUGAAGUAAAAUGUUGUGUGCUAAUUAAAAUGCCCAAGUUGUUUUCUUCCUUCCAGCUCCCAAAUUCAGGAUGCUAGCUUGAGGCCUUACUUGUAAAGGAAUAGCGCGAAUGGUGGGGUUAUAAAGAUUUAGCGUGGACUAUUCUGUGGCGAAAUAUCUCCUGCAGGUAGGGUUGAUGGCUUGGAUCAAAGGUGGUAGGAUUUUGCUGUAGUGUAUUUUUUUCCUUGCCAAAAAUCAACAGACACAGAACCUUAGCUCAUUGUCAGUUCUGACAAAUACUCAGGUGAUCUACAGUACACACAGAUUCUAUUGCAACAGUGCACAGUGUUCCUAGUUAAGGAUUCUUUCCUGUAGAAGAUGAAUCAAGCUGGUUUUCCGAGUAGUGGAUUUGCGUAGCUAAGUGAAAGAUAGCUGAAUUUAUUUUGCACAGAACCUGACAGCAAGACAAGUAGCUAAGUAAAAUGUUGCCUUUUAGCAUCUUUGGGCUUCCCAUUUGGUUUCCAAAUGAAAAAAAAUAUAAGUCCAGCCCACUCAUUGCUAAUUAGCAUACUACUUGCUCUUGGUCAGGUGGCCUUAAUUUAUUUAAAGGAGAAAGGCUCUGACAUUUCCAUGUCUCCUUGUCUGUUCCUUCUCUGCAGUAUAAAUAUAGUCUACAGGACAAAAACGUGAUAUAGCUUAUGUUAUGCAGCUGUUGAGAAAAAAAUUGCUGCUGAUAGAGUUGGAAAAAUUCAGCAUAUUCUGCCUGAGUGUGAGACAAACGAGCAGUCUUCUCGUAUUAAUGACGCUUACCAAAUGUUAUAAUAUACAGUACAUAGCAGAGGAAAGAAUCAAUGACCAAUCAGUGUGCCUAACAAUCAUCAUUACCAUAGUACCAGUAAUGAAGGUGCUGUAAAUAGAAGUAUUCUAUGUAAUCAACAAUGUACAUUAUGUAACCUUGGCAGAACAUUUGAGCUGUUGUAUCAAAAUGUUCAGAGUCAGAGGUGGAGAAAAAUAGAAAUAAAUUGGUGUAAAAUUCUGAUCAUACCAACCUGACAACUCUUUGCAGUGUUUUUAUAUAAGUUUCUAUGCUGUUCAUAUGAUCUUCCUUAUGUAUCACUCACAUAACUAUUUAGUCCCCUACUUAACCUACAUGUUGUCUUGUUUCAAGAAAACCAGAUAAGACUUAUUUAACAUUUUACUGUUUUGGCACUGGAGAUUACAUGCUAUGUAGAUUUUUAUUAAAGAACUGUUUUGCUUAGGGCAAGUGUUGCCUUUAAGCACCUCAGAAUAACUGACCUUGUUAAGUGGUACAUUGCUAUUCCACAAUGAUACUGUCUAUGUUCAGCAAAGACAGCUGCUGUAUAUCAGUUCAGCGAGAAAAGGAUUAGCAUUGCUACACUGAAUACAGUUGCUGCAAGCUUUACUUUGAAUAUUAUCUCCUUUUUUCGUGUCCAAACUAAAUAUCCAAAUUAAACAUCUGUUGAAACUUACCAAGAGUAUUUCUUCUUCCCUAAUUUAAAAAUGAAUUUAAAAAACCUCCCAGGAAGCACAUUAUUUAUUUCAAUGUAGAUAUGAAUCUGUGGGGGGAAAUGCCUAUUUUGAAGUAUUCAUCCAAGAGUGUGUUCAUUUUUUAAUUGUGAAUUGCAAAGUAACUUUGGGAACUCUGAAAUACAGCACUGGUAUGCUUGUUUGGACCAUGAGUAAUAGAACAGCUUUCAAUGAAUUAGAGGUUAUGGUCAUCUUUUAUAGAAAUAAGUGAGUUUUUUAAAUUUUGAUUCUAUUGUUAAGCUUGACAUUAAUUUUUAAUUUCUAAUUUCUUGAUUUCUAAUUUUUAUAUACAAUAAAGCAGAAGUACAUGAAAAUUUAAGAGAACUAGGAAAAAACCAACUUAAAUGUAAAAAUGACUGUAGUUACCAUUGCAUUGUAAGUAAUAAAGCUUUGUGGGCCUCA